AGGAAGUGAGGAAGUUAACGGAUGUGACGCUCGCCCGUUGACCCCCCCCUCCGCCCUAACAGUUUUCCCCCUGUACAAAAUGGCGCCCUUGGACCUGGAUAAGUACGUGGAAAUCGCUCGGCAGUGUAAAUAUCUACCGGAGAACGACCUGAAGCGAUUAUGUGACUAUGUGUGUGAUCUGCUGCUAGAAGAAUCAAAUGUACAGCCAGUGUCAACGCCAGUUACAGUUUGUGGAGACAUACAUGGACAGUUUUAUGAUCUAUGCGAGCUCUUCAGGACUGGAGGACAGGUCCCUGACACAAACUACAUAUUUAUGGGAGACUUUGUAGACAGAGGGUAUUACAGUCUAGAGACGUUUACCUAUCUUCUUGCCCUGAAAGCAAAGUGGCCUGACCGCAUUACAUUGCUGAGAGGAAAUCAUGAGAGCAGACAAAUUACACAGGUGUAUGGAUUCUAUGAUGAGUGCCAAACAAAAUAUGGAAAUGCCAAUGCAUGGCGGUACUGUACCAAGGUGUUUGAUAUGCUAACUGUAGCAGCUCUGAUAGAUGAGCAAAUACUAUGUGUGCAUGGAGGACUCUCUCCAGACAUAAAGACACUAGAUCAGAUCCGGACCAUUGAACGAAACCAAGAAAUUCCUCACAAAGGAGCAUUUUGUGAUCUUGUAUGGUCCGAUCCGGAGGAUGUGGAUACUUGGGCUAUCAGUCCUAGAGGAGCUGGCUGGUUAUUUGGAGCCAAAGUCACCAAUGAGUUCGUCCACAUCAAUAAUCUGAAGCUUAUUUGCCGAGCUCAUCAACUUGUCCAUGAAGGUUACAAAUUCAUGUUUGAUGAGAAGCUUGUGACAGUCUGGUCGGCCCCAAACUACUGUUACCGCUGUGGAAACAUUGCCUCUAUUAUGGUGUUCAAGGAUGUGAAUACUCGAGAGCCAAAACUCUUUCGCGCUGUUCCUGAUUCAGAGCGUGUUAUUCCUCCCAGAACCACCACUCCUUAUUUCCUCUGAGUGUUCUAACUGUUUAGCAGCAAAAUUAUGGACUGACUGUGUAUGCCUAGUGUUGUGCGUGGGAGCAAAGGAAUUGUCCUUCAUCAGAUGUUUUAAAGUGAAUAUAUAUAAAUACGAAGAAAAAGAGAAAUAGUUUGACAGAAGCUGCAUUAUUCCGUGUGAAAAUUAUUGCAGCUUUUGAAUUUGUAUAUUAAAAUUAUUGUACUGAUCUUAGGUUAUUUUCCCUUCCAGAUAUCUUGUAUUUUAAUAAAGUAACAUUAAAAGCCACAUAGAAGUUAAAUAUUCAGA
Messenger RNA from Pelobates fuscus (common spadefoot toad), 1285 nucleotides. RefSeq names its product protein phosphatase 6 catalytic subunit (gene PPP6C). NCBI's taxonomy places the organism in Eukaryota, Metazoa, Chordata, Amphibia, Anura, Pelobatidae. The record is from RefSeq and is a predicted model, not a curated record. Gene Ontology annotation, cellular component: cytoplasm. Gene Ontology annotation, biological process: G1/S transition of mitotic cell cycle. The coding region runs from base 80 to 997 and encodes 305 amino acids. The transcript has 8 exons. Gene Ontology annotation, molecular function: protein serine/threonine phosphatase activity.